Messenger RNA from Entrophospora candida, 188 nucleotides. The record is from the annotation of a GenBank genome assembly. Lineage: Eukaryota; Fungi; Glomeromycota; Glomeromycetes; Entrophosporales; Entrophosporaceae.
AACUAAGAGAGGUGGAUAUCUGGGAUUGUGUUGUUAGAUGGGGAGUGAGACGAAUUGAAAACCUGGAGCAAGUAAAAAGAAGAAAAGAAAUUGAGUUAGAAAAAGAAAAUAUCACAGAAUGGAGCAAGGAUGAUCCUGAGGAGUUAAAAAAUAUGCUUGAUAAUGUACAAAAAGAUAAAACCUUAUAA